AUGAAUGAACUCCAUUCACAAUUAAAACAAUUAGAAAAAUCAGAAGAAAUUCUUUCGGAAAAUCCACACCGUUUCACUCUCUUUCCGAUUCAAUAUCCUAAACUGUGGGAAAUUUAUAAAAAGAGAUUGGCAUCUUCCAUUUGGAGUGUUGAACAAUUUGAUCAAAUUAUUAGAAAUGACAUUUCUAAAUUAUCGGAAAUUUGCAAUUCUGAUCACAGUUUCAUCAAGAUUAUUCUUGCGUUUCUUGUUGCAAAUUGUAAACAGAAAACAAAUCUAUGGGGAGCAUUCAAAGAUAUUCAAAUACUAGAAGCAAAACAUUUCCACGGCUUUCGGCUGGCCAUGAAGAAUAUUCAUUACGAAAUGUAUUGUAAUCUAUUCGAAAUUUUAACAGAAGAAACAGAAAGAAGUGAACUAAUAGAAAAAAUGAUCAAUUCAACCAUGAAGAAAUCUCAAUAUACAAAGAAAUGGCUCAAUUCUGACAAUUUAUUUUCUGAAAGAUUGAUAGGUUUAGUUUGCAUUGAACAGAUUUUCCUUUCUGCAAGUUUCUUUUCCAUUUUUUGGCUAAAGAAGCGUGGAUUAAUGUCAGCUUUAACAAUUUCCAACGAUUUGAUUUUCAGAGAUGAAGAAUUUCAUUCCAAUUUUUUAUAUUCUCUAUAUUCGAAUUUGAAACAUUCUAAACUUCCUCAAACUCUCGUUCAUUCACUUGUCAAGGAAGCAGUUGACAUUGAAAAGGAAUUUAUUACAAGUUUACCCACUGAAUUGAUUGAAUUGGAUAGAAACUCCAUGUAUCAGUAUGUGGAAGUAGUUUCAGAUAACAUUCUAAUUUCAUUUGGUUAUGAAAAACUCUUCCAUACUGAAAAUCAAUGUUCAUGGAUUCAAGACAUGUUAAUGAACAAGUCGGGUUUCUUCUGGAAAAUUGGAUUAGAAUCCUAUUCUUCCAUUCCACAUUUCCCAACCAUUAACAAUGAAUUAAAAUUGGAUGAAGAUUUUUAA
Molecule: messenger RNA, 993 nt
Organism: Naegleria gruberi
Lineage: Eukaryota; Heterolobosea; Eutetramitea; Acrasida; Naegleriidae
Exons: 1
Coding region: 1-993 (330 amino acids)
Biological process (GO): deoxyribonucleotide biosynthetic process
Molecular function (GO): oxidoreductase activity
Source: RefSeq, a predicted model, not a curated record